Molecule: messenger RNA, 479 nt
Organism: Hermetia illucens (black soldier fly)
Lineage: Eukaryota; Metazoa; Arthropoda; Insecta; Diptera; Stratiomyidae
Exons: 3
Coding region: 69-479 (136 amino acids)
Source: RefSeq, a predicted model, not a curated record
UAAAGAUGGAGACGCGAAUGAUGUAAACUGGCCACAAUACUUUUAAAGCAAAUAAAAGUGUUUCAUCGAUGUGUGCUUUUAAUUUUGAAAUGUUGGCCGUUUUAGUUCAUUGUUUGGGUCAUUGGAGCCGAAUAAUUUUACGAUUUUGUGCGUGUGCAGGUCUAAGUUCAACAAACUUUCGUAAACAUCUACGUAAAACGGUCGUUUUUCGAAAGUGUUGCAUUACGUUCAGAUGGUACUGCAUUGUGCCAGUUUCAACGAUUUUGGAAGAAGGAACGGAUAAGCGUGCGACAUUUACUUGGAUAACGGGGCUCGCAGCUAAGUGCUGGGUCCGGCCGUCCCCAACGGUCCCUAAAGGAGUGACUAUCGUGGCAGGAAAUACCAAGGAGAUCGAAACCCCCUCAAAUGAAACAAUUCAGGAAGUUAGAUCCUGGCUCACAGAGCAUAAAACUGAACCUCAACAGAAACACACAAGAUGA